AUGCAAUCGCGGCGGGAAUCUGCGAUUGAAGAUCCAAACUUCUUAACAACAACGGGAACAGAAUUGCCAACGUUAUCGACAUCCGGAGUUUCUGGAAAUAAUGCAAGAAGGAACAGUAGAAGAGAAAGUAUUGGGGCAUCUACAGCACGUACAUCGGCGAAUUCACUAGCACAACAAAACACACUGAAUUCUCAAAGAACAACCGGACAACCACAACGACCUCCACCAGCGGUAUGGCGACCAACUAUUCGAAUCAGACGAAUACCAUCAACGGCCAAUCUUUCUGCUGGAAAUUCGCAGAUUAAUCAACCUUAUGACAAUACGUCUCGGAGAGAUUGGCAGACCCGCAAUAACUCAACUCCACACGUUGAUAAUCAUCUCACAUCAGUCGACGAUACUAUUGAUACAUCGAACAGGCGUCGAAGUAGUUCUGAGCCACAACGCCCAGCAUGGUUAAGCUCUCAAUCAGCUACAACCGCCGGUCCACCACGAGUGAGGGCGGGUUCAUAUAUUCCGUCUACCAUUGAGGAGGCUUCUGCAACAAAACAAGAAGGUCCAAUUUUUGCUUCAAUUAAUACCGGUGGAAAUAAUACGGCAAAUGAAGUCCCUCCUCCUCUACAACAUUCUCAUACCCAUAGUGAAGGGGUCCCAAGAACACAAGAUGAAUACGACACUGAUCUUGUUGAUUUCCUUGAUCUAGUUGAUCCCGAAAUUUCCACGUUGACAAGUCUUACUAAUAUUCAAAACUCUUUAUUUAUUCCAUCACUUGGAAACCUAUUUAACCGUAAUCCAACAUAUAAUCUUACCCGAAAUGAACUUAUCCGUCGACCAACCAAUGAUCUGGCUCGUCAGCAAACAAAUAGUCUUUCUCGUCGUCCAACAAACUUGGCGGAUCUUCCGACAAUAGAAGAGCCUGGGCCAAAUGACGAAUUAGGACAAGCUCUCCCUCGCCCAGGAAGGCCUCGACUUCAAAGUAGAGAUACUGGUGCUUUUACUCUCACUGAAUCCAUAUCACAUCCAGAUGAGGAACAUCCUCAUUAUGCCGUAGUCCCGGAAGGCAUUAAUUUGGAUGGUUGGUCACCAGAGGAUAAAGAAGAACUUAAUGAUCAUGUGCGUCAUCUAUUACAUUCAAGAAGAGAAGGAUUCAAGCGAGCAAUGAAAGGAUUUGGACAAUAUGUUAGAAAGCCUCUCGGAUUCUUCGUUACCCUAUAUGCAACUCUUAUUACCCUAUUUGGAUUGGCAUGGGUUCUUUUUCUGAUUGGUUGGGUUAAUGUUGGAAGUAAACGUCUAUAUGUGAUCAACGUUAUUGACAAUGUUCUUGUUGCACUUUUUGCUAUUAUGGGUGAUGGACUUGCUCCAUUUCGGGCUAUCGACACUUACCAUAUGAUAUACAUCGCCCACUAUCAUCACCUAACAUGGCGACUUCGCAAAGAAAAGGCUCUACCAAAAUUGGAAGAUCAUAACGAUUUACCAGCAAUAUUACCAGAAGAUCUAGAAGAUCAGAUUGUCGAAGAUGAAGUAUCAGUUCUUAAUCCAGCUCAACAAAAGAAACUUCAACAUCAUCAAAAGAAAUUCAACCGAUCUCAUACGUUCUAUAAGCCUCACGAAACUAACACACAUCACGCAUUUCCUCUUAGAUUACUUGUCGCCGUUGUCGUUCUUCUGGAUUGUCAUUCUCUUCUUCAAAUAGCUCUUGGUACAUGUACUUGGGCAAUUAGUUAUAAGACUAGACCAUUUGCAUUAACUACAGUUAUUCUAUGCUGCAGUAUCACAGUCAAUAUAACAGCUGGUGUACUUAUCAGUAUCGGAGAUCAUAGAACUAGAAAGAAGGAUGUUUUGGAAAGAAUGUUUAAGCAAGAUCUGACCAAAGAGGCUAUUCAUAAGAUGGAGAAGGCUAGAGAAAAGGAAAAGGAAAAAAAUGGUGAACUGGAGGCUGAAAAUAAAGCAGAACUUGAUUUCCUAAGGGACAACAGACAAAAUACUAAAAGGGAAAAGAAGGGGACAGGAAUCGAAGUUCGGGAUGAAAAUGGACAAAGUGACACUACGACUUAG
Botrytis deweyae is the source of this 2052-nucleotide messenger RNA. RefSeq lists its product as uncharacterized. The record is from RefSeq and is a predicted model, not a curated record. The transcript has 3 exons. Lineage: Eukaryota; Fungi; Ascomycota; Leotiomycetes; Helotiales; Sclerotiniaceae. The coding region runs from base 1 to 2052 and encodes 683 amino acids.